Molecule: messenger RNA, 4749 nt
Organism: Globicephala melas (long-finned pilot whale)
Lineage: Eukaryota; Metazoa; Chordata; Mammalia; Artiodactyla; Delphinidae
Source: RefSeq, a predicted model, not a curated record
UCGUGCAGUCCGGGGACGGAGAAUCUCGCAGCUGCGGGCGCUGGUGAGAACAGGAUGGAGAGUUCAGAGUUGCCUCCAAAGCAGGAACUUUCUAAAGUUUUGAAGUCAUCUGAUAGAACCUCAGUAGUACUCUGUGGAAUGAUUCCAGGAGAACCAGAAGCUGGAGAUGCCUGUGAAGAGGCUCUAGAGAAGCUAGAAGUUCAACCCUCAGGUGAAGAAGGGACCAGACUGGAAAGGGAUUUCUUGGAAAUAACAGAGGAAGAUAAAAAUAAAUCCACAAAAGAUGGGUGUGAUGAAUAUAAGGAACUUGGGGGACAUCCAGACCUGUCCUCCAGUCCUGCAGAACAUCAAGGAGUUCUGAAGGGGCAGAAAUUCUAUCGAUGUGAUGAAUGUGGCAAAGCUUUUAAUUGGAGUUCUCACCUCAUUGGGCAUCAGAGAAUCCACACUGGGGAGAAACCCUAUGAGUGCAAUGAGUGUGGCAAGACCUUCAGGCAGACCUCUCAGCUUAUAGUCCAUCUCAGAAUCCACACAGGGGAAAAGCCCUAUGAAUGCAGUGACUGUGGUAAGACCUAUCGCCACAGCUCCCAUCUCAUUCAACACCAGAGACUCCAUACUGGGGAGAAACCGUAUAAAUGUAUUGAAUGUGGAAAAGCUUUCAAUGAGAGUUCCAAACUCUUUGACCAUCAGAGAACCCAUACUGGGGAGAAACCAUAUGAAUGCAAUGAAUGUGGAGCAGUCUUUAGUCGGAGUAAAAGCCUUGUCCGCCAUCAGGUACUUCACACUGGUGAGAAACCUUACAAGUGUAAUGAGUGUGGGAAAGCUUUCUGUUCUAACAGAAAUCUUAUUGACCAUCAGAGAAUCCACACUGGGGAGAAGCCUUAUGAAUGUAAUGAAUGUGGCAAGGCGUUCAGUCGAAGUAAAUGUCUUAUUCGACAUCAGAGCCUCCACACUGGGGAAAAACCAUUCAAAUGCAGUGAGUGUAGGAAAGCCUUUAAUCAGAUCUCUCAACUUGCUGACCAUGAGCGAAUUCAUACUGGAGAAAAACCCUUUGAAUGUAAUGAGUGUGGUAAGGCAUUCAGUCUGAGUAAAUGUCUCAUUCGACAUCAGAGACUUCACACGGGUGAAAAGCCCUAUAAAUGCAAUGAGUGUGGAAAAUCCUUCAAUCAAAACUCAUACCUCAUUAUUCAUCAGAGAAUUCACACUGGUGAGAAACCUUAUGAAUGUAAUGAAUGUGGGAAGGUCUUCAGUCAUAAUUCUAGCCUUAUGGUACAUCAGAGAACCCAUACUGGGGAGAAACCAUAUAAGUGCAAAGAUUGUGAGAAAGCUUUUCGUGACAGCUCACAACUCACUGUGCACCAAAGAGUUCACACUGGAGAGAAACCCUAUGAAUGUAUUGAAUGUGGGAAAGCCUUCAGUCAGCGUUCUACUUUCAAUCACCACCAGCGAACUCACACUGGAGAAAAGCAGUCAGGUCUGGCUCGGUCUGUUUUUUAAGAUGUGAUUCUCUAAGACAGCAAGGAACUCUGAGUUAAGGUUUCUAUAGAAGAAGUAUGCUCACCCUGGUCUCCUCUUGGAACCACUAAUCAAAGUGGAUCAUUCCCUAAAUGCUCCCUGGUGGUCAGGAAGGUGAGAGAGUGGGAGUAACAGUACCAUCCUUCCCCACUAAGGACUACACAUUUCAUGUGCUUGUAGGUUUCCUUUUUCUUCACCUUUUUUUUUUUUGGCCACGCCAUGCGGCUUGUGGGGGAGCUUUCCCGACCAGGGAUCAAACCCGCGCCCUCAGCAGUGAAAGCAAGGAGUCCUAACCAGUGGACCACCAGGGAAUUCCCUUCUUUCACUUUUAAAAAAAAUUAAAAUCUAUCUUGUUUCUUAAUUAUUUGUCCCACAAUUAUAUUCUUAAGGAAAGAGAUAUUUCCUUAUUCUAUUCCACCUCCUCCAUUUUACCAUUUAUAUAAAGUCAUUCUCCAAGACUCUGAGUCAUACUUUCUACCUCUUGAAUGUGGCCCUUUUAAAACUACUUUAAUCUAGACUCUCAUCACUUGUGUUCUCUACCUAGAAAAGCUUUUCUUCCUGUUGGCCAAUCUGUGUCCCUUGAACCUUUAAGAUCUAGGUCAUCUCUGAAGGACUUUCUUCUUAAAAUGCUCCUUUUUUCCUCCUAACCUGUUGAUUGACCUCAGUGUUUUGAAUUAACCUGUGCUGUAAUUUGCAAUUGUUAUAUAAUUGCCUUGUCAAUUCUCAACCUAAUGCCCCUUUGUGUCCUUUUAUACUAACUUCAUGUAGGCUUUCAGGUUGUGUAUAGUAUCUAUUUCUUUUAGCAUAUAGAUAAUACUUUGCAUAUUCUAGUUGUUAAAUAGCUUUUAAAAACUCGCCUCUCCAACUGAACCAUGCUUAAAGUGGGCAUGAACUCCCCUUUCACCACCAGACCUAAAAUUUCUAAAGAUGGGUAUCAUAGGAUAUCAAAUACAAAGGCCUCAUUCAUAUCUUCUCCUUGUGUCCUUUAGAGUCUUACUACUGUUACCUCAGCCUCAGAGAGUUAAUGGAUUUGUGUUUGAGUGUGUGCAGGUGUGUGCGUAUAUGUAUGUAUCUAGGUAUUGGAGGCAGCUGUCAUGUUCCAGUGAUAAUGUACUUUGCCAUGAACACAGACUCCGGUUCUGUACUAGCUUUCUCCACCCUGCUGUCUAAGUACAAGAACAGCAUCGAAGUUUACUGCAAAGAAGACUCAACUUCCAUGGCAAUUUCAGUUCCUAGCAUUCUUGGAUGAUUGGAAUGAACAGUAAUGAAGUUUGUGACAAAAUAAUAGAGUCAAACCAUUCUGAUUUCCUUACCAACUAGUUCUAGAUGCCUGCAACUGUCAUCUGAUUUUUAGGUGAGAGGUGUACGCUUAAUUAUUGUGAUUAUCUUCUGGGCCAACUUUCAUACCUCAAAGGCAUAAGAAAAUCUCUUCAGGGGAUUUCCUCUUCUACAGUCAUGUAUCAGACACAAGUUUUUCUUUCCAUCCUUGUAGUAGGGCCUCAAUGCUAGGGGAUCUUUGUCCCUGGUAGCUACCCUCUUCCUCUUAGCAAUAUGACAGGAUAAGCAGUGUGGCAGAGGAGGAGGAGGUUAGAGGGGCAAUGUCAGGCACAUAACCUAGAGGAGAGAGAUUAUUGUGAGCUGUGAUUUAUGUCUCCGAGACAGUGGAGAAGAAGGGGAAGAGAGUUGAGGCUCAAGAAAAUAAGAAUUAGGGGCUUCCCCGGUGGCGCAGUGGUUGAGAGUCCGCCUGCCAAUGCAGGGGACACGGGUUCGUGCCCCGGUCCGGGAAGAUCCCACAUGCCGUGGAGCGGCUGGGCCCGUGAGCCAUGGCCGCUGAGCCUGCGCGCCCGGAGCCUGGCUGGGCCCGAGAGCCAUGGCCACUGAGACUGUGCGUCCGGAGCCUGUGCUCCGCAACGGGAGAGGCCACAACAGUGAGAGGCCCGUGUACCGCAAAAAAAAAACAAAAAAAGAAAAUAAGAAUUAGAUAUGAUUCUGGGUGAGGCAUCUCAGAAAAUGUUAGAGUGUUUAUUAGGAGCCUAAAAAAUUACUGAACCGAGGACAGAACUGGAAAUUUGCCAUUUGUGAAUAUUUUAAAUUUCUGUUAUAGCUAUAUUUUUGGUGUUUAUUUUCAUUUUUUUAAACCGAUAGGACUUUCUUUUUAAAAAUAUUUUACUUUGGAAGCUCCCAGAUUCCAGGGGAGAGCCUAACCCCAUAUGAACACACGGGUCCAGCCCUCUACUCUGAUUUCAACAUGACUGGUUAUGUCUUUAGUAGAGAACCCUCUGUCGAGUAUUGUAAUUUUUUAUCUUCUGGUUCUGCUCAUACCGUACCACACUAAGUCUCUGGAGGGAGGGGUCCAGCACUGUUCAUAACCCUGUUAGCUGACCACCACCCGUCCGGGUUAGGUGCUAAGUAGCAGUGAAUAUCCUUACUUGCUAGAAAAGCACUCAGGCUCUUGGUUGGAGGAAAAGAGGCUACGUUUAAAAGCCACACCUCAAUUUCUACUGGUUAUUGCUAGUGUUUUAAUAAUUAGUGAUUUUAAAAAAAAUUUUACUUGGAUCCAAUUACCUUGCUAGCUUAGUUUUGGUUUGAAGAGUUUUUCAGUUUCAUUUCCUAGCUUUUCUAGGUAUACAAUAAGUAACGAUUAGUGUUCUCUUAAUUCUAAUCUGUAUGCCACUUAUGUCGUGCAUGAGCGCAAAUAUUUUUAAAAUGUUGAAUACUGAAUAACAGGCGUUCAGUGUCUUGUUCCUAACUUUCAGGAGAAAGGUUUUUUAGGAUUUCACAGUUUUAUAUGGCGUUCACCCUCAUUGUUUGUGAUAAAUAUUCUACUCUGUUUGGGAAGUUUUCUUCUAUUCCUAUUUUUAGAAGAAGCAAUAUGUUAUAGUGGUAAAGAGCACAGAUUUUGUGCCUGGAAGCCUAGGUUCAAAUCCUGCCUCCACCACUUUCUUUAGGUGUGUGAUCCUGGGCAAGUUGCUUUGCCUCCUUUUGUCUUCCAUGUGUAAAAUGGAGCUACCUCAUAGGGCCUUGAGGAUAAAAUCAGUUCGUAAGUGUAACGCACUUGAAACAAUACUUGGCAUGUAGUAUACCCUAUAGCAAAUUAUUAUUAUACUUAAGUUUUUAUUAGGAAUGGAUGCUAAGUUCUGUCCGACUUUUAAAAAUCUGUUGGUGUAAUGUUAUGGUUUUAUCAUUCUUUUCAGAAUCGAUUUUGCUGACAAGUUUCCAAAUGAAAUUUCCUUGUGU